AUGGCCAUAGACACUGCUGAGCUAUUAGGGCUGAAGAUGGAACCUUCUAAAGAUAGUAUCACUUCCGUGGAUAGCUCCCGAGUAAAGUCAGCAGGCAUGAUCACGAAUGUUAAGGUGGAGAUAGGGGAAUGCAUUAUCCUUGUGGACUUUCAUGCUAUGGAUAUCAAAUCAGGCAAGACAUCUCCACUUCUUUUUGGAAGAGCCUUCAUGGCUACAGUGGGGGCAGUUUGUGAUCUUAAGAGAAAUAAGAUGUGUCUGACUAAUGUUGAUGAAACUGUCUUCUAUGAUCCCACGGAAAAGAAGAAAAGUGAGGAGCUUAUUUCAUGCAUAGAGAUGUUUGAAGAUGCAGGACCUACAGCUGAUUCAAAUCGCGUGCCUGCAAAACCAGAAUCAGUGUCGUUCGACAUUAGAAUUGCAGCAUCGGUCGACAUCCAGUCAUCAAAAUCGAUCGACAAUAAACCUUCAGCAUCGGACGACUCUCAGUCUUCAGAAUCGAUCGACACGAAGCCUUCAGCAUCGGUCGACACCCUCCGACUUUCAGAACAGCCCAAGACUGAAAAGUCUAAGUCUGAGGGAUUGUCCAAGAAUAGAAAGAAGAAAAAGAAAAGGAAUGCAGAUGCGGAUUCCCUAUCAGUAGUUCCUUUGCAAUGUCAAGAGGGUAGUCUUGAGUAUAGAGUGCGCUGCAGAGGAGAUUCUAAACCUUUUACCAAAGUUAGAGUGCUAUGUAAUUCAGAGCUGAGAGAGAAAGGAGAAGUUUAUGCAAGAGCCUUUCUCAACUGCAUCAACAAAAUGAGUAAGAGAGACACUUAG
Messenger RNA from Brassica oleracea var. oleracea, 810 nucleotides. RefSeq lists its product as uncharacterized. The record is from RefSeq and is a predicted model, not a curated record. Lineage: Eukaryota; Viridiplantae; Streptophyta; Magnoliopsida; Brassicales; Brassicaceae. The transcript has a single exon. The coding region runs from base 1 to 810 and encodes 269 amino acids.